Molecule: messenger RNA, 744 nt
Organism: Marasmius oreades (fairy-ring Marasmius)
Lineage: Eukaryota; Fungi; Basidiomycota; Agaricomycetes; Agaricales; Marasmiaceae
Exons: 3
Coding region: 1-744 (247 amino acids)
Source: RefSeq, a predicted model, not a curated record
AUGUCCAAUCGCUAUCAUGCACAACGCAAACAUAUAUUGAACUCGCUUGAUUCUAUUCUGCUGCAACUGCAUUGCUUGUCUUUCUUUCAGUCUCCUUCGAUCAUUCACCUUCUUCUGCGAAUCAUUUGUCAAAUCAUCUGUCGGGAGCUCAUUCCCCCGCUACCACUCGGAGGGUUCCUUGGGGUGCUGGUGGCCCUCAACGGGCCUAGUAUAUGGACUCAUGCGAUAUAUGGUGCACACGAGGGAAGGGCAAUCAUUCUGGAUUUUGUUGGACUGGGCUAUGUUCCUACGAAAUUGCAACUUCUCAGUCUGGACUUACUCAUUCUCUUCCUACAAUUCAUACUCACCAUCGUUUCAUUCGAAAUCUGUAACUUUGGAGAAAAGCGUGAAGACAACUCAACCAAUAAUACACCCCUUCCGCCAUGGCCAUUGUCCGGCGAAACAAUGUCCCUUGGGGCAUCUCUAUCUAGCCAAAAGGGCUCUGUUUUUCCGGAUGAUUCCCUACACUAUGUUCUCGAUAUCCGGCUAUCUUCUACCCUAACACGAUUGCGAAGUGUUCCUUCAACUGCCCGAAACCAUCAAAACCAAAAUUCCCUUUUACCACUCCCCAAUACAACUUCUUGGACAGUACCAACCGAAAUGACCCGCUUUAUGAGGUCAGGCUCAGUCAGAAGUCCUGCUGGCGGAACAGCUGGUGGAAGAGAGAGCAAUAACGUUCCAGGAUCGUUGGACGAUGCUGAUUAG